This is a messenger RNA of Formica exsecta, 2857 nucleotides long. RefSeq names its product muscle M-line assembly protein unc-89-like. The coding region runs from base 342 to 2360 and encodes 672 amino acids. The transcript is spliced from 7 exons. NCBI's taxonomy places the organism in Eukaryota, Metazoa, Arthropoda, Insecta, Hymenoptera, Formicidae. The record is from RefSeq and is a predicted model, not a curated record.
UAAUCCACUAUAUGUAUUGAUAAAGAACAUUAUGACAAACAACUAGUUUUCAUAUAUGAUAGAAUUGUGCGUGCGCGAAUACAGAGAUAAUAAAAAGUGAAAAAAUUCGAACACUUUGUCGUGGAUUGUGAUUAAUUAACUGCGUCUUUCAGUCGAUUUGUGUGUCUCCAGAAUACGAUGGAGCAGACGAAGCUACAGAAACAAUACAGCUAUUGUUUGCAGAUCGCGAGGACUGUGGGAGGAGCUGUAACGAAAAAUCGAUGACCUGUGCACGAAGGAUUCCCACGACAUUUCAUCUAACAUCUCUCUCGAGACACCGAUCGAAAUUUGACGGGUGAAUCAUGUCGUCAUCCCAGAGGUCUAGACGACCUAGUGUAUCGAUCUACGAUUAUCCCGAACACUUAAAUCCGUUUAACGAUGAUACGACAAAUUCUCAGUCGCAAGUGUAUCACGAGGGCAAAUCAUCGAAGGAAUCCAAACAUAAAUUCUGGACGUUCGGCAGAAGCCGGAAGAAGAGAUCGAACAGCUUCUCGAUCAAAUCUACUUGGAAUGGAUUGUUUGGAAAACGUAAAGAAUCAUCGGAACCGAUGGAAAAACAGUCGACGAUCACAACAGUUUCGACCACGUACAAGAGAGAGGCUUACGACAGACCAAUAGUACCAUCGCGUCUCUCUAAGGAUCAGCAAGAGUUCGAUGAAGCCCUGGGUACUCUAACGAGGAGGAGAAAGUACACUCUCGAUAAUAAUUCCUCGAGAUACAACUCGAAUUUGACAAUGAACGGGGAUCCCGCUAAGACUUACGAUGGGAAUCCGCAAGACACCACGAUGUCCAUUAUGGGCGUUGAUCUCACACCAAAGCCACCGGUCAGAAGGUUUGGACAGGUGAGCCCGAGGCCGACAGACAAGAUACCAUCUUUGGAUUUCGAAGACAAGCAUCCCAAGCAAAACGGUGAUCUUCAUGACAAAUCGGAAAGAACUCCGGUUCCACCAAUGCGAAGGUUCGGCAAUAGAUCGUCGCAGAGGUUGAACGGAAUCACGUCGGAUCUUGAGGAAGAUCCAGCCAAUCGAUCCGGUAACGUAAGCUUGAAGGAUGAGAAUGAAAACAUGCCUGAAGAUUACGUUUUCAAAAGAUUCAGCCAGGAUGCUGUGAGGAAAUCAAACUUGUCCAUCAAUAGUUGCGUAUCCGUUACCAGUACGGCAAGCACGUACGGACGCAAAAAACGUAGAGCGCCGCAACCGCCGAAACGAAAGGAGCAAUUGGAGACUCCUCUGGAGAGUGACGGUCGAUCAGAGACAAAUAAAACGGAGUCUACAUCAGAGACGAAUAAAACGAAGUCUACAUCAGAGACGAAUAAAACAGAGUCUACACCAGAGACGAAUAAAAUCGAACUCCAGAUAACCGAACCUAUCGACAUCAUCAAAGCCACGGAAAAUAUCGACGAGUUGACAAAGAAGAGCUGCGAGGAGUUGAAUGAAAAAUCGCCGCGAAACGAAGAGAAACGGGACGAAUUACUGUCGAAAACUGCCGAGGAUACAUCAUCCGAUGAUAUUGCGAAAAGCUCCUCAAAGGAUGAAACGUGUGAAGUUUUAAAGGAUUGUUGUGUGCUUGAGGUGAACGAGAAAAAGGAUCUUUUGGAAGGAAGAUCAGCGUGUAACUCCGAUGGAACGUCAGAGAAAGUCGAACUCGAGACGAAGGUAGAGGAGAAAUCGGAUAAGGAACAAUCGAAUACGAUUACCGAGGAUCCUAUCGAAAAAGAUCCCGUGGAUAUAGAGUACAGCAGAACGUCCCAGGAGAAUAUCGAAAUCAUCAAGGACGUCGAUCAAGAAUCUGACGAGAUCUGUUUGAGAAAAAAAGAUUUGUCCGGCCUGUUAUUGCGGAGUGACAGCUUUUCCGUGAAGGAGGAGAUCGAAAAGCUCGAGAAGCAGAUUAAAGCUCUGGAGAACAAGAACGCGUCCAAAGAACAAGAAAAGAUCGAUGACGCGCGUCACGACGACCAGGUGACGAGUGCCCGACUGUCUAUCCAGGCGAAUCGCCGGCACUUCUUCGAGAAUAUGGUGGACAGUCCGUCCGGUCCAAUUAAGUUAGAGUUUAAGAAGUUACCUUGCGAGCAGAAGGAUAUUCAUGUGGUACGAUUAACAGAUCCGCCAAUACCGGUCGCGGCACCCCGGGACGCGGUAAAGGUCAUCGAGCUACACAUUUCCGAACCGAUCCGGCACAAACCAGAGCUUCUGGACGAAAUAAAUCCCAUACCAAAGCCUAGGAGGCAUAGCGCGUUGAGUCUAAGAAACAUGUCCGAAUCCACACUCUCGAAGAAUGGAAACAAGAGCUCGGAAGACAGUGGUAAGAGAGGAUCCUUUUAAAAUCUUGAAAUUUCGUCUACGACUUCGAAUUUACCAGUGAAAUCCUAUUGUGAUUUUUACGCGCAAGUGUAUAAUUGCCUUUAGCUGUAAACUUCGAUACGAGAGAAUCUAUGUACUACAGACGGGCUAUCACUCGAAAGCUGUAUACAUAUUAAGUGUCUUCGCUUCAGACGUUUCGACACAUGACGUUUCUUUGUGUAGAUGAUUUCAUACUAACGACGCAUAUCUUUCUGCGAUAAAAUUCGCUGCAGAAUUCUAGCAUUUCUAUCAUGCUAUAUGAUUAUAGUGAUCUUUUACGUUUCCGACAUAUUGCGAUAUAUAUAUCCGGAAAUAUUUUAAGUAUAAUUUUCAUUAUUUAUUGAUAUGAGAAAUAAAGCCUAAGCCUCCUAUCAUAGAAAUAAAGCUGAAAUCCUAUCCUGUGAUAAGAAAUAUAAUCCUACUUUGAGUCUAUUAAAAACGCAAUAUUGAGCAAUAGUUUGAAAUAAAUCUAUAAGGAU